Molecule: messenger RNA, 4714 nt
Organism: Colletotrichum destructivum
Lineage: Eukaryota; Fungi; Ascomycota; Sordariomycetes; Glomerellales; Glomerellaceae
Product: Putative zn(2)Cys(6) fungal-type DNA-binding domain-containing protein
Exons: 5
Coding region: 1307-4474 (1055 amino acids)
Biological process (GO): positive regulation of transcription by RNA polymerase II; aromatic amino acid catabolic process
Cellular component (GO): nucleus
Molecular function (GO): DNA-binding transcription factor activity, RNA polymerase II-specific; zinc ion binding
Source: RefSeq, a predicted model, not a curated record
GUGGACUGUGUUGGUUGGUGAAGUACACCUCACCCAUUCUUUCUCCCUCUCCUAAUGGGCAUGUUGCUUGCAAUACGAAAUUGCAACACGAAACAAACACGUACCAGGUACUAUAUACGGCCUGUCUACCCUACUGCACCGCCAUCAUUGGUCUCGGGUGACCUUAGGUGACCUCACCUUGCCUUUGCAGCGUACGCCGAACCGAAGGCGCCGGAGGUUGCUUUGCUGGGCUGGGAACCUCUUUGGCGCGGCGCUGGGAUCCAACCCAAUGGAGACGGAGACAAGAGAGCAGGAGUAGGGAGGGAUACAGUACGGAGAGAGAGAGAGAGAGAGAGAGAGGCACCAGGCAAGAUUGGGAAGGCAUGAAAAGAUCGUCGUCGUCGAAUGUCGAACUGGCGAACGCCGAUGAGCCAAACCCCUCCCGGUGCUGCAAAACCUAGGUCGUCGUUACCUUUAUCUCAAUUGCAUGCGAUAUCAAGAUCGCUGGACAGUUUAACCAUCCAUGCCCCUUUUUAUUCAAAUUUUUUAUUGAUUCCAAUUCUGCCAUCAACCUCGUUCUUGGGCUUCGAAUAAUCCAUUUUCCUUCCAAUCGCUCCAAUCAGACCUCAACAAAAAUAUCCUACCCCUCGUCGAUAAGGAAUUAGCCCCCGUCCCUCUUAUUUUUUGUCUACGCAGGAUUCUCUUGUUCUCAUUAUUCAAUUCUCACCUACCUACUUUGGGACGUAAUACAAGCACUUUUGUCUGACCGAAGCGGGCAGCGACCUGCGGGCGAACCGUUGUCACCCUGACUUGACUCUGUAGGUAGGUACCUUCAAGUAGGUACCUCUGAGUAGGUAGGUACCUAGAUAGGUAGGUAGGUAAUGUAGACCGAACAGCCGAGUCUUGAUCUCAACGCAACGCAACAGCAACGCAACGCUCGAGUACCCAUACGGCCUGUGUUUCGGGACUUAUCACCGCGAACAACAGACGAUUUGUCUCUUUUACUACCCCGUACUCUCACUUUCUUCACUAGCAACUUCAAGUUCCUUCCCUCUCUCUCUGGAGUGAGAUCCCCUCGCCCCCGGAAAGCUGCGCACGGCGAAGUCCUGGGCGAGAUGUCCAAGAAAAGCCCAGCAAUACCUGGACCGACAAAAACCACCCACGCCCCGCCGCUGGUGGCUGUAAACCCGUUUUUUCCCCCUCCAUAAACCCGUUGCAAACCGACCCAAGCUGUCCGUGUCUAUCCAUCCAUUCGCAAAAUAAUCCCAGAGUCGUACCGUGCCAUCCCUCACCCCACGAUUGCAGCGCCGCGACUGCUCGGCCCAUCAUGGCCCAACACGCCGUGCCGCCCGCGUCCAACUUGAGCCCGACGUCCUCCGACACCCCCUCGGCCGCCGUCGCCGCCUCGGCUCAGUCGCAGUCACAGUCUGGCCCACCCGGUGCGCCCCAGCAUAAACGCGUCUACCAGGCCUGCAUCCCGUGUCGCCGGAGAAAGGUCCGUUGCGACCUGGGCAGCGUCGACAACCCCCACGACCCGCCCUGUGUGCGAUGUCGCCGCGAGAGCAAGGAGUGCUUCUUCAGCGCCACCCGGCGCAAGCGCAAGGCCGAGGACGGCGAGGAUGCCGACCCCGAAGACGUCGACGACUACAUCGUUCGCAAUGGCCGUAAGCGCCUCCAGGUCAGCGGCAGCCCGCCCGUCGUCAUCGACCGCCGACUCUACAGCGAAGUGCCCCUGACUCCGGGAGGUUCCAUCGGCCGGAACCAGCCUCUGCGCCGCCCCAACGACACCGGCACCUCCGUCGGCGGCACCCCGAGCACCACGAGCCAGCCCGACAGUCGCCCGCGCGCCGACUACGCCAUCGACGACGAGCCCAAUGCCCGCGUCGAGAACCGCGAGGCCCAGGACCUCAUGCGGCCCGGCGUCUACGGACCCCACGAUGCGUUGGACCUGCUUUACAAGGCGGCCACCGAUAGGUCAGUCCAGCUCCGCCAUGCCCAGGACGCAGCUGCUUACCACCUCUCGGCCUACAGCCCUGCGACCACCAACACCCACAAGCGUCACGAGAGUGUUGCUUCCAUACCCGCCAUUCCCCGGCAGCCCCUCAUCGUCACACCUGGCGCCACCAUGAAGCCCAUCGCCGAUGCCCGUCCGCCCAUACCGGUCAAACUCGAAACGCAGCCCAUCGACCCGGAGCUGACGAGGCGUGACCUGUCUGGCGAGCCUGGCUACCAGGACGCCAUCAAGGCCUGGGGAAGGUUCAGGUUCGUCAGAGCUGGCUGGUUCACUGCGCAGGAGGCUAUUGAGUAUAUCGACUACUACUACGAAUAUCUGUCUCCGCUUACACCAAUCUCACCCCCGACCUUCCGUAACCCUGCAUCGCACAUCACCCUGUUGACGGAGGAGCCCAUCCUUACCAUCACUCUUCUCACCAUCUCAUCGAGAUAUCGCAAGAUUCCCGGGACCGGUGGCCACUGCAGGUCCCACGCCAUCCACGAACAACUCUGGACAUACCUUCGCGGCAUGAUUGAGAGAUGCCUGUGGGGCCAAGAGGCCUUUGGGGGCGGUUUCGCCGCCAUGGCCGGAGCGUCGUCUCUUCCUGACGACCAGACGAGUAGCACGGCGCCCUGGCGCGGAAUGAGGAAAGGCAGUCUGCGGACGCUGGGGACCAUCGAGUCCUUGAUGAUUCUCACAGAGUGGCACCCUCGUGCCCUUCACUUCCCGCCAGCCGAGGCCAUCGAUGAGCUCAUGCUCCCUUCGUAUGAAGGCAGCGACCUGAUCAGCACUGACGAGAACGGCAACCAACGACCGCCCGCCAACAUUGGCGGCAAGAGGCUCGACAGUUGGCUCGAGCCUGCUUGGAGGAGUGACAGGAUGUGCUGGAUGCUGCUCAGCACCGCCAUGGGCCUCGCGUACGAGCUUGGCGUAUUUGACGACAUUGAUGAGAUGCUGCGCGACGGUGCCAUCUCGCGCCCAGAGUACGAGGAAGAGGUGUAUCGCCAACGGGCGUACCGCAUCAAGCGCCUGUUGCUGAUCUACCUGACCCAGCUGGCCGGUCGCCUCGGAUGGACGAGCAUGGUGCCCGAGACCCUUCGCAAGAGUGACCCGGCCGUGACCCGUCGCCGGCCAACAUCGACCGAAGGCACGACGCCAGGCACCAACCCGUCGUCCAUGUCCAAUGCCUUCAACUAUAUUCCCGACCUCGAGCUGGACGACCAAAUAAUACACUGCUGGGCCGGGAUCAGCAACGCCAUGCACAUUGGAAACGAGAAGCUGUUCAGGUCGCGCAAGCACACCACCGACAUCAUCCAGAGCGGCAAAUACACGGAGAUGCUGAAGGAUUUCCAGCCGUUGCUUCAGGACUGGUGGAAGGAGUUUGAGCGCUACAGGCUGCCCCCUUACAUCAGACACAUACUCACCAUCGAGUACGAGUACGUGCGCAUCUACGUCAACUCAUUAUCACUGCAAGCCGUUGUCGAGCGGUGCACCAACAACGCCGGCCACACCGCCCAUGCGGGCCAUGGCGCCCACGGCAACCACAAUGCCGGGAGCGCAGCGCAGCUAUCACCCCAAACCCAAAACUACUUUGGUAAGCUGCCCCUCGGCCAGCUGGGUGGCUUUGGCGCAAGCGAUCAAGAGUACAUCAAGGAGGUCAUCAGCGGCUGCCGGAACCUGCUCCGUACCGUCGUGGAGGGCCUCCUUCCGGGCGACUACCUCAAGCACGCACCCGUGCGGACCUACUUCCGCAUCAUCAGCGGAGCCAUGUUCCUUCUCAAGACGUUCGCCCUGGGUGCCCCGCGGUCGGACGUCAAGCUCAGCAUUGACUUGAUGGACGAGACGGUCAAGGCCCUCCGCAACUGCAUCGUCGAUGAUGUUCACUUGGGCAUUCGUUUCGCUGACCUGCUGGAUUCCCUGACCAGCCGACUUCGCAACCGCUUCAUCCAGGCCCCCGCUCUGGGCCAGGUUGGUUCUGCGGAUGGAAGGAGUCCAGACCCGCAUGCCGCUGUCAAUGGUGCUUCUGUUGCCGCCCACAGCCAACAAGCCAACGGCGGCGACGGCCAGGCCUGGAACAACCACGCCACGAAGCUGCGGGAUGGGCUCAAUGCACACGAAGAUCCCACCAACAUUUCCGCAACGCCAUUCGAUCUAAGCACGGGCACUUUCCCCUACCCGUCAGGGACGGCCUCGGUCCUGGGACCCUCCACGCCAGCGGCACUGCCUGAGAACGGCGGCGUCGGUGGAAACGGUAACGGCAACGGUAACAACGCCUCGUCCUCGACGACGGGCAUGGACGGCCUCUUCGACUCGACGGACUGGAACAACCCGGGCAACGAGAUGUGGUAUCUACCGCCCGGCCCGGCCUUUUUCCAGAACAUGGAUAACACGGCCGUCGCCAUGACCGCCGAGGGCGUCAAUGUCGGUGGCCUCGAUCUGCUGGAAUACAUGGCCAUGGACACAGGGUUCCCCGUCAUGGACGGGCCCUCUUCGUACCCCUGAACCAGACAGGGAGUAUACCACUGAAAAGUGAUGCUGCAAAUAGGAGUAACGACGAAGAAUUCGGCAAAGGCGCUACACAAAAACAAGACAAAAAGGCAGGCGAAGAAACGGACCUGGGUAAUUCGGCGCUUUGAAAGACACAGGGAAAGGUACUGGAAAACCGGAACAUGAGAGGCAGGUCACUUAUCCUUGCGCGAGCGAAUCUGAUUAUACAUAAUUUGCAAUUAUCUUUUUUUUUUG